AUGGGAAGACCGAACGCAUGCCGAAAGCUUGGGGAAGGAGGAUGCGGAGUGAUAUACGAAGUUGCACUCAUCGAAUCGCCACAUCGACGGUUUGCUUGCAAAGCCGAAGACAAAGACGGUGGACGUGAAGAAGAAAUUCUCAAAAUGGAGGCGAAAGUUAUGAAGAAGAUCAAUCAAGUGAAGAGUGUACAUUGUCCACUAUGGAUUGAAAGCGGCAAAGUGCGUUGCCUUCUUAGUUAAAC
Molecule: messenger RNA, 242 nt
Organism: Strongylus vulgaris
Lineage: Eukaryota; Metazoa; Nematoda; Chromadorea; Rhabditida; Strongylidae
Source: the annotation of a GenBank genome assembly